Trichoderma gamsii is the source of this 1545-nucleotide messenger RNA. RefSeq lists its product as hypothetical. The transcript has a single exon. Gene Ontology annotation, molecular function: signaling receptor activity. Lineage: Eukaryota; Fungi; Ascomycota; Sordariomycetes; Hypocreales; Hypocreaceae. Bases 1 to 1545 code for a protein of 514 amino acids. The record is from RefSeq and is a predicted model, not a curated record. Gene Ontology annotation, cellular component: membrane.
AUGGCGGGCGUCACCACUGCUCUGACGUCCGCGUGCGGCUUCAACCACGACGGCGACGACAAAGACUCGACUGGUGUAGCUGCUACCAGCGGUUCCGACUUGCGCCGCGAGGCUCAGCAACAGGCAAAACGACGACGGCACUCUUUCUUUAUCCCCCGACGAAAAUCCAUCGUCGGACACAUCAUGGAGGGAGAGGAGAAUCUCCUGCUCAAGGUGGACUUGUUCCUGACCGAACUGGAGCGGCGGCUGGAUUUUGUCGAAAAUUAUGUAGACCUCAGCAAAGACUCGAGCAUUUCCCGCGCAUUCUCUACUCUUCAGACGGUUCGCUCGAGAUGCUCUCAGGCGUCCGAGGAGGUCAUCGGCGCCGGCCGGCGCAGGCUCUACAUCAUGCUUGACACCCUCGAGACCCGGUACCAAGAGACGUUGGCUGCGACCGAGUCUCUGCACGAGAAGGCGGGCCUGGGAAUCGAGUUGCUGGAAGGGAUGAUGGCCGAGUUCGAAACGCGCGCCUACAAGCUGCGCGAGCAGGGCUUUGCCAAUGCCGCUACGGCUGCCGAGGCAUUUAUGGAUGAGGGCCGCAGAGUAGCAAACGAGAGCAUUGAGCGGGCAAAGUCUGUUGUCGACGAAGGAAUCGAGCGCGCUGUGCGGGCUGCGCUGUCCCUCGAAGAGCAUAUCCAGCAGGCUGUUCUGCUGGCGCGGGAUCGUGGACUGCUGCUAUACGACGAGCUGCCAACGCCUUGGCGAAACAACCCACACAUCAAGAGAGGCUACCGUUUCCGCGAGACCAAGAUCGAAUGCGUCCGGUCUGUUUUCAACAUGUCCAACGAAUUCAUCAACAUUUGGUCUCACGCCCUGGGCCUAAUCCUGGUACUGGCCGUUGCCUUUUACUUUUACCCCAGCAGUGCCAAUUUCUAUCUCAGCACCAAGACGGACGUUGUUGUUGCCGCCAUCUUCUUCAUGAUGGCCUGCUUGACUCUGGUAUGCUCCACCAUUUGGCAUACCAUGAGCGCUGUUGCCGAUGUCAACGCCGUCUCCAUGUUUGCUUGCGUAGACUACACCGGCAUCUCGCUGCUCAUUGCCGCCUCCAUCAUGACCACCGAAUACACCGCUUUCUACUGCGACCCGGUCAGCCGAUGGGUGUACAUGGGCCUCACUGCCUUCCUGGGCAUUGGAGGGGUGAUCCUGCCGUGGCACCCCAAGUUCAACGGCACCGACAUGGCUUGGGCCCGCGUCGGAUUCUUUGUCGGCCUCGCCUUGACGGGGUUCAUGCCGAUUCUGCAGCUUUACUUCUCCCACGGACCCGAGUUUGUCUACGACUUUUACUCUCCCAUCAGCAAGUCUCUUUUGGUCUACUUCAGCGGCGCCGUCGUGUAUGCAAGCAAGGUCCCUGAGCGCUGGUUCCCCGGCAUGUUUGACUACAUCGGCGGUAGCCACAACUUGUGGCACGCCGCCGUCUUGGGCGGCAUCAUCUUCCACUACACCGCCAUGCAGCAGUUCUUCUCCAACGCCUUUCACAGAGCCGAGGCCGGCUGCCCUGCUUAUUAG